CCCAAAUGCACUCCACAUAAAUACCAAAUCCAAAUCCAACUAACUCAUUACCCUUAUCUUUCUCACACAUACCAUUUCUAGACACACUAAAAAUACACUUCACUCUCUCAUCCAAACCACCCGUGAAUGGAAUGACAGAGUACCGGUCGCCGCCGACGAUGAAUCUCUGGACCGACGACAACUCUUCCGUCAUGGAGGCCUUCAUGAGCUCCUCCGACUUCUCAUCCCUGUGGAUGCCCACCCCUCAAUCCGCUACCUCUAGCACCACUCCGGGAGCCGACGCUUCUAGAGCCCCGCCGCCACCACCGCCGUCCCAGUCUCAGUCCCUUCUUAACCAGGAGACCUUACAACAACGGCUGCAAACGCUGAUCGAAGGUGCCAGAGAGAGCUGGACCUAUGCCAUUUUCUGGCAAUCUUCUUAUGACUACUCCUCCGGCGCUUCCCUUCUCGGUUGGGGCGACGGAUACUACAAGGGCGAGGAGGACAAAGGAAAAGGAAAAGCCCCCAAGGAGACUUCGUCCGCGGAGCAGGACCACCGUAAGAAGGUUCUCCGCGAGCUCAAUUCCUUGAUUUCCGGCCCUUCCGCUUCCGCCGAUGACGUCGACGAAGAGGUAUCCGACACUGAGUGGUUCUUUCUAGUGUCCAUGACUCAGUCCUUUGUCAACGGCAGCGGCCUCCCGGGCCAGGCUUUUUUUAAUUCCAAUCCCGUUUGGGUCACCGGGCCCGACCGGUUAUCCGAAUCGGCGUGCGAGCGGGCCCGCCAGGCGCAGGUUUUUGGGCUUCAGACUCUGGUCUGCAUACCGUCCGCAAACGGCGUCGUUGAGCUGGCGUCUACGGAGGUGAUUUUCCAGAACCCUGAUCUCAUGAGCAAAGUGCGGGAUUUGUUCAACUUCAGCAACCCCGACGCGGGUUCCUGGCAGUUGAACUGCGUUGCCACCGAUCAGGGCGAGAACGACCCUUCCUCACUCUGGCUCAACCCUUCUUCCUCUAUCGAAAUCAAGGACACCUCUAACGCCGUUGCACCCGCUUCAGCAAAUGCAGCAGUGAGCAAAACGAUGCCGUUCGAAACCCCUGGUUCCAGCACUCUAACAGAAACCCCUAGUGCCGCCGCCGCAGCAGCUCACGUCCCCAUCCCCAAGAACCAGGGUUUCUUCCCGAGGGAAUUAAACUUCUCCAACUCCUUAAAGCCCGAAUCCGGUGAAAUUCUGAGCUUCGGAGAGAGCAAGAAGAGCUCUUACAAUGGGAGUUACUUUCCCGCUGUAGCAGCUGAGGAGACCAACAAGAAGAGAAGGUCUCCUGUUUCUCGCAGCAGCAUUGACGAUGGAAUGCUGUCCUUCACCUCCGGCGUCAUUCUACCGGCUUCGAAUGUAAAAGCUGGUGGUAGUGGUGGUGGUGCCGGGGGCGGUGAUUCCGAAAACUCGGAUCUGGAGGCUUCCGUGGUGAAAGAGGCGGACAGCAGGGUGGUGGAACCGGAGAAAAGGCCCCGGAAGAGGGGUCGAAAGCCGGCGAACGGCAGAGAGGAGCCGCUGAAUCACGUGGAAGCGGAGAGGCAGAGGAGGGAAAAGCUGAAUCAAAGGUUCUACGCGCUUCGUGCGGUGGUUCCAAACGUGUCGAAGAUGGACAAGGCGUCGCUGUUGGGCGAUGCCAUAUCCUACAUAAACGAGCUGAAGUCAAAGCUGAGUGAGCUUGAAUCGGAGAAAGGGGAAUUGGAGAAGCAAUUGGAUUCGGCGAAGAAGGAGCUUGAGCUGUCAACCAAAAACCCUCCUCCUCCUUCUCCUCCACCUGGACCAUCUCCAUCUAACAAAGAAGCGAAGGAAACGACGAGCAAGCUGAUUGAUUUGGAAGUAGAGGUGAAGAUCAUAGGGUGGGACGCCAUGAUAAGGAUCCAAUGCAGCAAGAAGAACCACCCUGCGGCAAGGUUGAUGGCAGCGUUGAAGGACCUGGACCUGGACGUGCAUCACGCCAGCGUCUCCGUGGUCAAUGAUUUGAUGAUCCAACAGGCCACCGUCAACAUGGGAAACCGGUUUUACACGCAGGAACAGCUCCUGUCGGCGCUAUCCUCCAAAAUUGGCCAUGCACUAUAGUAUGCACUACCACUUCUAGCUGUAGCUGUAGCUAUCCAUGUAAAAUACUGUUCUUUUUUUUUUGGUAGCAUAGACUAAAUUAAAUUCUUGAGGCAAUUGGAUUUGGGAAGCGGAACGGACCCUGGAACAGUUUUUCUUCAAAUCUAUAGCAGCUCUUAUGAAGUAGAGAUGAACUACUUUUGUGUUAAUAUUAUCUGUUUAUUUGGAUUGUAAAUAUGUUUAUGAAUUAUCAUAAAUGUGAACCGAACUUGGUUAAAUUUAUGGGUAUUUUUCCUAAA
Vigna angularis (adzuki bean) is the source of this 2362-nucleotide messenger RNA. RefSeq names its product transcription factor MYC2. Gene Ontology annotation, molecular function: DNA-binding transcription factor activity; transcription cis-regulatory region binding; protein dimerization activity. Bases 132 to 2084 code for a protein of 650 amino acids. The transcript has a single exon. Gene Ontology annotation, cellular component: nucleus. Gene Ontology annotation, biological process: regulation of DNA-templated transcription. The record is from RefSeq and is a predicted model, not a curated record. NCBI's taxonomy places the organism in Eukaryota, Viridiplantae, Streptophyta, Magnoliopsida, Fabales, Fabaceae.